Caenorhabditis sp. 36 PRJEB53466 is the source of this 785-nucleotide messenger RNA. The record is from the annotation of a GenBank genome assembly. NCBI's taxonomy places the organism in Eukaryota, Metazoa, Nematoda, Chromadorea, Rhabditida, Rhabditidae.
AUGACGGAGACAGGCAAAUUCACUCCGAAAAAGGUCGAUAUCACUUUGACUCCGGACUUCAAUCAGUGAGUGUUUCAGCCGUUUUUCUCUUCAAACGUUUUGAACAACUUUCAGAUACACCUUUGUUGCUAACGUGAAAGUUCAUGUGGAUGUUAGUGGAUCCGUCAAAGACUUCGACUUCAAAAUUUCCAAGGAUCUGGACGUCGAGCGUGUUUCUUUCAUCCAAGCUUCGCAUAUUUUCCGCGGAAAUCCGAACAGUGAGUUUCUAAGGAUCUAUGAGAAUUCUUAAAAGAUAUGACAACAAGUUUCAGGCCUUGGACACGUUGCCACCAUAAAGUUUGACAAAAAAACGGAGACCGUUCAUGUGACUCUUCUAACUGAAAUCAACGCCGAAUCGAUCAAGGAAGGAGGCUAUUUCGAGGUUGAGUACAACGGAAAGAUCGGAGAGAAAGGGGCCAACAAGGGACUCUUCCGCCUUGACGCACUCACAUUCGAUACUAAUUUGAAGGUAAUCAGAAACAUUACUUCUUCUGAAAACAGUACGAGUUCAGAACGGAAACGCGUACGCCCUCCUGCCAGUUCUCGCAGACGUGCCAGUUCUCGUGACGCUCACCGUCAUCACCCCAUAUCGUGCUGGAGUCGACACUAAAUUGGACGCCGGAGAGCACACGGAUGCGCCUGGAGGACAGCUCUUCGCCAACGAAUUCAACAGCGGAGAGACGAAGAUCAAGCUUUCCGACUUGCACUUUAAGAUCAAUGCCCCAACUUUCCUGAAGCUUGACUAA